Balearica regulorum gibbericeps (East African grey crowned-crane) is the source of this 708-nucleotide messenger RNA. NCBI's taxonomy places the organism in Eukaryota, Metazoa, Chordata, Aves, Gruiformes, Gruidae. The record is from RefSeq and is a predicted model, not a curated record.
ACGAUAUCAGAAAUUGCAGAAGAUAAUGAAGCCCUGCUUUGGAGAUAUGUUGUCCUUUACACUGACUGCAUUUGUUGAGCUGAUGGAUCAUGGGAUUGUAUCGUGGGAUACAUUCUCUGUGGCAUUCAUUAAAAAGAUAGCAAGCUACGUGAACAAAUUUGCCUCGGACAUCUCCAUCUUACAACGGUCGCUAGCAAUCCUGGAAUCGAUGGUGCUCAAUAGCCAUGACCUGUACCAGAAGGUGGCACAGGAGAUCACAAUUGGGCAGCUAAUCCCACAUCUGCAGGGGACAGACCAAGAAAUCCAAACGUAUACCAUAGCGGUAAUAAAUGCACUUUUUCUUAAAGCACCGGAUGACAAGAGGCAGGAAAUGGCAAACAUUUUGGCACAAAAGCAGCUUCGCUCCAUCAUCUUAACUCAUGUUAUCAGGGCACAAAGGGCCAUCAAUAAUGAAAUGGCACACCAGCUUUAUGUUCUGCAAGUACUUACCUUUAACCUUCUGGAAGACAGAAUGAUGACAAAAAUGGAUCCACAGGAUCAGGCUCAACGGGAUAUCAUAUUUGAACUCCGAAGAAUUGCCUUUGAUGCAGAAUCUGAACCUAACAACAGUAGUGGCAGCAUUGAGAAACGCAAAUCUAUGUAUACUCGUGACUAUAAAAAACUUGGAUUUAUUGUGAGUAUUUUUGUGUGGUGGUACACUGAAAGUGG